AUGCCGGAUCUACCGAGCAAAGUUAAUGAAUCUAGUUUGAUACCAUUUAUUCUUGGGCUUAUCCUCGGUCAACUUUCUGUCUUCAUAUUCUUACUUCUCGUAUUCAAAUUUUUCAUAUUUGGGAACUCUCCAUCUCCAGACAUCAUUGCCCAUCAGCGGACCACUGAACGCCAGUCAUCUACCCAAGCCCAAAAGCGCUCCCUACUCUCAAAUCGCACCACGGCACUUAAUACCAAUACGAUUUUGCCAAAAAAAACACGAAACAGUUUACUCAGAAGCCCACCUUUACUUUCCACACGCGUUAUUCUUAAUAAGACCUCGUACGACGUCAAUUCUCACCGGCCUGAAAGUUUAGACUGGUUCAAUGUCCUAAUUGCCCAAACCAUCGCGCAAUUCCGUGCAGACGCUCAAGACGAUGAUGCCAUAUUGACAUCGUUAACAGAGGUCAUGAAUGGAGGCUCACGUCCGGACUUUAUAGAUGAGAUAAGGAUUACAGAAAUUUCCUUGGGCGAAGAGUUUCCCAUCUUGAGCAACUGUCGAAUAAUUCCGGUAGAUGAAGAUGGUCUGGAACUGGAGCAAGAGGUAGACUACGGUAAAAAUGCUACUCGGGAUUCGGGUCGUUUGCAAGCAAGGAUGGAUGUUGAGUUGAAUGAUGUUAUCACUCUUGCGUUAGAGACCAAACUCCUGCUUAACUUUCCGAAGCCUCUUUUUGCUGUGUUGCCUGUCGCCUUAUCCGUGAGUGUAGUGCGCUUUUCGGGUACCUUAAGCGUUUCUUUCAUUCCGGGGAGUCCUCAGUCAGCUACACUGUUAGCUUUCAGUUUUCUGGACAACUAUCGCCUUGACCUAAGCAUCCGUUCGUUGGUAGGUAGCAGAUGUCGACUACAAGAUUUGCCAAAAAUAUCGCAGUUAGUAGAGAAUAGGCUUCAUGUGUGGUUCGAUGAGAGAGCUGUGGAACCUAGAUUUCAACAAAUUGAAUUGCCAAGUCUAUGGCCACGCAAAAAGAACACACGUGGUGGCGAAGAUGAACAGGAUAGAUGUAUCGAUGGGCUAAUGCAGAGGAGUAAUACGGUAAAAGAAAUGAGGAGCAAAGAGAUGGAUAACAGUUUGAAUGAGGAGAUAUUAAGGGACUUGCCCGUAAAUUGUAGGGUCACAAACUCAAAUGUAAACAUUGGGAACGAUGAAGGAGGCCUUAAAUGCAGGAAACCAACGCACGGAAACUAUUCAUCGAUAAAUAGCCCGCCCAGCCUGAGUAUAGCCUGA
Molecule: messenger RNA, 1260 nt
Organism: Blumeria graminis f. sp. triticale
Lineage: Eukaryota; Fungi; Ascomycota; Leotiomycetes; Helotiales; Erysiphaceae
Source: the annotation of a GenBank genome assembly